Molecule: messenger RNA, 648 nt
Organism: Macrobrachium nipponense
Lineage: Eukaryota; Metazoa; Arthropoda; Malacostraca; Decapoda; Palaemonidae
Product: octapeptide-repeat protein T2-like
Exons: 2
Coding region: 1-648 (215 amino acids)
Source: RefSeq, a predicted model, not a curated record
AUGGUCGCUCAUAAGUCCCUUCAGGAGAGUCCAGGAAGGCAGAGAGGCCAGGAGGUCGGAAGGCCAGAAAGGCAGGGAGGCCAGGAAGGCAGGGAGGCCAGAAAGGCAGGGAGUCCAGGAAGGCAGAAAGGGCAGAAGGGCAGAGGCCAGAAAGGUAGAGAGGCCAGGAAGGCGGAGAGGCCAGGGUGGCGGAGAGGCCAGAAAGGCAGGGAGGCCAAGAAGGUAGGGAGGCCAGGAAGGCAGAAAGGACAGAAGGGCAGAGACCAGGAAGGCAGGGAGGCCAGAAAGGCAGGGAGGCCAGAAAGGCAGGGAGGCCAGGAAGGCGGAGAGGCCAGAAAGGUAGGGAGGCCAAAAGAUAGGGAGGCCAGGAAGGUAGGGAAGCCAGGAAGGCAGAAAGGACAGAAGCGCAGAGACCAGAAAGGUAGAGAGGCCAGGAAGGCAGAAAGGACAGAAGCGCAGAGGCCAGGAAGUUGCUCCUUCAGAGAAUUUCAUAGUAGCUUACUGACAGCCGUCAACGCUUGGUGUACAAUAAAGUAUUUGACGACUGGAAAGGAUGUAGAAGGGGGAGCGGGAGGGGGAGGAGGAGUAGGGGCGUGGGGUGAAGAUGAAAAGGGGAAGGGGGUUAGAGGGAUGGGGGUGAGGGAAUGA